Myotis lucifugus (little brown bat) is the source of this 1104-nucleotide messenger RNA. RefSeq names its product gem nuclear organelle associated protein 8 (gene GEMIN8). The record is from RefSeq and is a predicted model, not a curated record. Bases 224 to 931 code for a protein of 235 amino acids. NCBI's taxonomy places the organism in Eukaryota, Metazoa, Chordata, Mammalia, Chiroptera, Vespertilionidae. The transcript has 4 exons. Gene Ontology annotation, biological process: spliceosomal snRNP assembly. Gene Ontology annotation, cellular component: SMN complex.
AAACUCUUCAUCUUCAGAAGACAUGCAGAUGUCUCCUGGACUUUUCUAAUUUAAUUCCUAGGCUACUUGUGAAUCUCUAAAACAAAUUUGAUUAAGACACACAUGGAGUUCACUUUAAUGUCAUUAGGUGCUGCAGGCUCUCAGAAAGCGAUUCGGGAAUCGGUGAUAGACAGAUGAAAACUGGCUGCAGUUCCCGUGCCCAUUUGGACUUUCACAAUCAGAGAUGGCAGCAAAGAUGACAUCAUCGGAAACUACCACGCCUUGGUCUUGUCAUCCAGUAUACGCAAGAUACUGGCAACAUUAUUAUCAAGCAAUGGCUUGGAUGCGAAGCCACCAGAAUGCCUAUCGGAGGGCCAUGGAGUCUUAUUUCAGUUCCCCCUGGUACUUCGCUCCAGGAGGUCUUCCCCAGAGCUUUUAUGCUAAGAAAGGUAGAUCUUCUCAGCCCUUCUAUGACCAUCACCUGUCCUCCCAGGACUCCCACUGUGGUUAUUCACAUUCUCCAAGGUCUGGGCAGCAUCCUCCUGACACCACAAGCGAAGACCAAUCUUGGACCACAGAAGAGGAGGCGGAGACCGACUCAGAUGAUGAGGUGGAGUGCGACCUGAGCAACAUGGAGAUCACAGAGGAGCUCCGCCAGUACUUUGCAGAGACUGAGAGGCACAGGGAGGAGCGGCGGCGGCAGCAGCAGCUGGACGCGCAGCGCCUGGAGGACUAUGUGAACGCCGACCACGACCUGUAUUACAAGACAAGCCGCUCCAUGGAGCCGCCCUCCGAGAGCCCCAGCGAGCGGCGCCAGGCCGAGAUGAAGCGCUUGUACGGGGACAGCGCCGCCAAGAUCCAGGCCAUGGAGGCCGCCGUGCAGCUGAGCUUUAACAAGCACUUUGACCGAAAGCGGCCCAAGUACUGGCCGGUCAUCCCGCUGAAGUUCUGAGUCCUGGGCCCCCAGCCCCCAGCCAUCACCCCCUUCCUCUGGGAUUUGCUCCUUCAUCUGCUUCUGUGCGUUUUCUCAAGGAAAGGGGACUUUGUCCUGAGAAAUCAGCAUGUUCACCAAAGUGCCAGUGGGCCUGUCAUGUGUGGGGUGGGAGGGGGGAGAGGAGGGAAUGA